Molecule: messenger RNA, 5678 nt
Organism: Drosophila ficusphila
Lineage: Eukaryota; Metazoa; Arthropoda; Insecta; Diptera; Drosophilidae
Gene: Pp2B-14D
Product: serine/threonine-protein phosphatase 2B catalytic subunit 2
Exons: 3
Coding region: 118-1869 (583 amino acids)
Biological process (GO): calcineurin-mediated signaling
Cellular component (GO): calcineurin complex; cytoplasm
Molecular function (GO): calmodulin binding; calmodulin-dependent protein phosphatase activity
Source: RefSeq, a predicted model, not a curated record
GAGAGGCGAGAGCGAGCGGCUGAGUGGAAGUGGAAGUGGGAGCGGGAAAGGAGCAGUCCGUUUCCUGAAUCCCGAAUUCCGGAAUAGAAGCCACCAGGCGACCAGACGACCAUCAUCAUGUCCUCGAAUAGCCAGAGCAGUGUUGUUGGCCAGACGGCAACAAGUGCCCGUACCGCUGGCGGUGCCAACACCGCUGCGUCGGCGGAAGCCACAGAUGCCAAUAGUACCACCUCCAGCAACAGCAACAACAAUAACAACAACAACAAUGGCAGCAGUACCGCUGCAGCGGGCAACAACAGCGACAGCAGUCCCACCACUGGAACGGGAGCGGCGAGCACUGGAAAGCUGCUGCACGGCGGCCACACGGCUGUGAACACCAAGGAGCGGGUGGUGGACAGCGUUCCCUUUCCGCCCAGCCACAAGCUGACGCUGGCCGAGGUGUUCGACCAGCGGACCGGGAAGCCGAACCACGAGUUGCUCAAGCAGCACUUCAUCCUGGAAGGUCGGAUCGAGGAGGCGCCCGCCCUGAAGAUCAUCCAGGACGGAGCCGCCCUGCUGCGGCAGGAGAAAACGAUGAUCGACAUCGAGGCGCCGGUGACGGUGUGCGGCGACAUCCACGGCCAGUUCUACGACCUGAUGAAGCUGUUCGAGGUGGGUGGAUCGCCGGCCAGCACCAAGUAUCUGUUCCUGGGCGACUACGUCGAUCGGGGCUACUUCAGCAUCGAGUGCGUGCUGUAUCUGUGGUCGCUGAAGAUCACCUAUCCGCAGACGCUGUUCCUGCUGCGCGGCAACCACGAGUGCCGGCACCUGACCGAGUACUUCACCUUCAAGCAGGAGUGCAAGAUCAAGUACUCGGAGCGCGUGUACGACGCCUGCAUGGACGCGUUCGACUGCCUGCCGCUGGCGGCGCUGAUGAACCAGCAGUUCCUCUGCGUGCACGGCGGCCUGUCGCCGGAGAUCCACGAGCUGGAGGACAUACGGCGGCUCGACCGCUUCAAGGAGCCGCCCGCCUUCGGCCCCAUGUGCGACCUGCUGUGGUCGGACCCGCUGGAGGACUUCGGGAACGAGAAGAACUCGGACUUCUACACGCACAACUCCGUGCGCGGCUGCUCGUACUUCUACAGCUACGCCGCCUGCUGCGACUUCCUGCAGAACAACAACCUGCUGUCGAUCAUCCGGGCGCACGAGGCGCAGGACGCCGGCUACCGCAUGUACCGCAAGAGCCAGACCACCGGCUUCCCCUCGCUGAUCACCAUCUUCUCGGCGCCCAACUAUCUCGACGUGUACAACAACAAGGCGGCGGUGCUGAAGUACGAGAACAACGUGAUGAACAUCCGGCAGUUCAACUGCUCGCCGCACCCCUACUGGCUGCCGAACUUCAUGGACGUGUUCACCUGGUCGCUGCCCUUCGUCGGCGAGAAGGUCACCGAGAUGCUGGUGAACGUGCUGAACAUCUGCUCCGACGACGAGCUCAUGACCGAGGAGAGCGAGGAGCCGCUCUCGGACGACGAGGCGGCGCUGCGCAAGGAGGUGAUCCGCAACAAGAUCCGCGCUAUCGGCAAGAUGGCGCGCGUCUUCUCCGUGCUGCGCGAGGAGUCCGAGUCGGUGCUGCAGCUGAAGGGGCUGACGCCCACGGGCGCCCUGCCCCUCGGCGCCCUCUCCGGCGGCAAGCAGUCGCUGAAGAACGCCAUGCAGGGCUUCUCGCCCAACCACAAGAUUACCUCGUUCGCGGAGGCCAAGGGCCUUGAUGCCGUCAACGAACGGAUGCCGCCGCGCCGGGACCAGCCGCCCACGCCCAGCGAGGAUCCGCACCACCAGGCGGCGCAGCACAGUCAGCAGGGCGGCAACAAUGGGGCUGGCCACGGGUAAGCGCUUCACCGCGAGCACCGACGAGCACGAGAACGAGGAUGCGAGUGCGGAGGAGUCUGGCGGGGCUGGAGGACGGCGGCCCAGCGGUGGAGCGGAACGGAGCGGCGGCAACACAAAGAACACCAACCGAACGGAAACCUUAAUUAAGCUUAAUGUGGCAGAGCAACAACUUAAAUACUAAAAACCAACUCUAAUUCUAAGUACUUGGCAUAACUCCCCGUGCAUUUCGCGAGUGAUCCCGCACCAGCACCAGCUCCAUGCCAAUGCCCAUGUCCAUGUUCAGGUCCAUGGCCCAGAGCCUCCGAACGUAGCAGAGAUUUGUUUUUACGCAGGCGCGCGCACAUUGGAUAUUAGAAUUAUGUGUGGCAUACUUUGGCGCGCCGGCGGCCCCCCAAUGAAAAUUCCCCUUCUCAAGAGCAGAAAGAAAACUAACCCGUAACCCAUAACCUAGCCUAAGUUGUAAUGUAUAAACUGAAAUGGAAAAUUUUUAAAUAUGGAAAAUGAACAAAAAACCGAUAGAAGGAGAAAACCCCCCCGUUGAAGCAGGAAACACUUACCGAAAUGAAGAUGAGGCGGGUAAAAAUCCAGCGCUAAUCUGUUCCAAACAUUUAGCAGCGCCAAAAAGAAGCGUACAUAUAUGUAUACAUAUGAUUAUAUAGUAAUAUCGAGGCAUAGGGCCGAGAUGUAACCCAGAAAGUGUAAUGAAAUUCGAAAUGAACAAAAUCAUUUGUGUAAUAAUCGUAAUCCUUGAAUUCUAGUAAUGUAAUCUUGCAUAGAAAACAAAAACCAACAAACAAUUUCGAAACCAUUUGCAAUAUGUGCCGCAAUAGUCCAUAAAUGUUCCUUAUACGAAUUAAACAUUGAAAGCGAAACCAGAGUUUAUUUUUUUUUUAAUAUAUAUAAAUAUAUAUGUAUAAUUGUUGCAUAAUCUAACUUUCGACUUAAUAUGUUACAUUUAACAUGUACGUGUACGACUGUGUGUGUAUAACUACUUGCGUUUUAUCAGUUGCUUGGCUUACGAAAAAUAAGCAAAAAGAGAAGCGUUGUUUGAGGAUCAAGUCUAGCUAAUUAAUCGAUUGAUGAAUACGAUCGAUUACAUUAUCGUUAAUGCAUUUUAAACAACACUGACACACAGACACAUGCAAACAUAGAGAGAAAGAGAAAGAGAGAGAGGAUCGGAUCGUUUACCAUUUAAAUAGCAAAUGAAAUAUUUAACUAAUUAAUUACUAUGUAAACAUACUAACGUAUAAUAUAUUCCUGCGUGUAAAUUGAACUAAAAAAUUCAUUAUUUAAGCAAGACGAUUUUUGUUGAAUGCGAAUACACAGACACACACACACACACACACAACUAAUUUCCCUUGACUUAAAAGCUAAUUGAAAAGAGAUUAGGCGAAAAAAGAGAUGUAUUUAAGUAAGUAUAAGGCAUGUAACACAUCGGAAACGGAUGAGUUUCGGCGUUUCAGAUCAAUUCAAUGAUAAUGAUGGCAAUCAAUUUCUCAAUUUCCGCCUACACCUGUUCCAAAAACCCUUAAUAUAUAUAUAUAUAUAUAUAUAUAUAUCAGCUUUCCCAAUAUCGAUAUCAAAUCAAAAUAUAUACACACGCAAGAAAUGCCUUCAUCCAGAUCACACUUUUCCACGUCCCCAGAAUAUUUACGCUGUACUUUGCUUCUUCAACCACCAAUAAUUGCAUUAAACUCUAAUCUAAAUAUGCAUACAGAAAUAUAUAUAUAUAUAUUAUAUACCGAGUUGACAUUGGAAAACAAUUAGUUUUUAGUGAUCUAUGCACGUAUCGUAACAAUACCAAAUUAUUUAAAUCGUAGCUAAAAGAAACAAAUCAAGAAUGAGCGGCAGUCUAGGAGGGAACUUAGCUUUUAUAAAAAAUAUGAGAAAAAAAAAAAUCAGACAACAAUUUACUCAACUAAAUGAGAAAUAUACAUUUAUAUAUAUAUAUCGCGUUUUUUUUUAAAUCCGCAAACACAACUAUAUAAUUAUUGAAGAAGAAUGAAGAUAAACGACGUUUAAGUUUUGAUAUUUUUGUUCUCUAUAUGGUAAAAUUGUUGAUACUGUUAUACCGCAAAUGCAUAUUUAGUUAGUACCGAGUGAAAUGGGGAGUCCCCUUGAAUCAAAUUUAAUUGCAAUAGUCAAGAGUAUGAAACUGAUAAACGACAACACCAAAAGUUAAUUGUAUACACUUGGAAAACUAAUCGGCUUGGAUCUUAGAAAAUCGUCAUUUGUAUUUCUCUGCUUUUGAAAACACUGAGUUUAACAAACAAAAUGAAUUUUUAAUAACUUUCACAUUCCCUUUUUUUUGCUAGCAUUUCAUUCAAUCUAAAAAAAAAGUUUCUUUACGAAACCCUUAUAUAUCUUUAAUUACCAUUUGAAAAUGGCACAAAGAAUUAUAAUGUCAGAAUGCAGUUUUUAAACCUAGUUAAAGUAUGCCAUAUUUUUGAGUACGACCUCAGUCAUUUUCCACAAAACAUAUAGCUACUAAAUUAGGGCAUUCCUUAAAGUUUUCUGGAGUGUGGCUCCUUCGAUUAUACUUCUGAUAUUUAGGGCGAUUUUUAUUCCGAGUGUAUCAAAAGCAAAGGCCAUGGUAAAGUAUUAAGCUAAGGAUUUAUGAUAACUCUACAUUAUGUAUAACUAACGGUACAUUUGCUUAGCUCCCUCGAUAAUGAAAGUAACUACUGCAUGAGGCAUAGGAAAACUUCCCGGCACAUAGUAAAAAUAAAUAAAUGAAUAGAACAAUAGAGGGAGAUGUGUAGAUUUUGAUAAUACAUCAAGGCCAUACCAAAGUACUUAUGGGAACUAUUGAAAAGCAUUAAAACGUUCAACAUAACACAUAAUACCCAGGAUAAAAAAGCAGAAUCAAAAGUGCGGGAACGGGACGGCUGCAUGGUACCAGUGGCGGAUCCACGGGGGGGGAAAUUAGGGAAAUUUCCCCCCUUGGAACCACAGAACCUGAAAAUUUUACUUGUUUGCUAUGGUUGACUUUUCAAAUAUAACCACUUUGUUUACCAAAAAAUUGGGAUGGAUAAUUUUUGUUUUAUAAUUUGUACUGUAUUUCUCUCGCAAUAAUAAGUUUGAACCCCAAAUCGAAGAAUAAGUUCAAUUUUCCCCCCCAAGAAUCGUCUCUGGAUCCGCCACUGAUGGUACAUACAUAUAUAAGACAUUUCGCCUCUUAAAGCAAUUAUAAAGAUAACAAAUGAGUAACGUUUAUUAUAUUAUUAAAUUAUACAUACAUAUACAUACUAUAUAAACGGAAUAAAAUAAAUCAGCAGCAAAAUUUCCAUUUUAUGGCUGUCGAUUCCUUGUUUUUUUGGGAUCAAACUAUCUCUGAACUUAAUUUCAUCGAACAAACGGAGCUGUCAAAAGCAUAUAGCCCAGCCCGAUCCGGAAAACAUUCAGUUUGCUACCGGAGCUCAACCGGAGCACAACUCCCUUUUCGGAAAAAUAAAGUUCAAAAUUAAAAGUGAAGCACAGAAUUUUAUUGGUAUCACACAAACGCACACAUUAUUGUUUUCUUCAACGACUCAAAUGAAUUUAUCAAUGGUUUUGGCCCUCUCUUCCCGAUGGAAUUGAAGUGGCCCCAUUGGCGAAAUACACAGACAGGAUAUCUGGUUUAGAGAUAUCGUUCGUCGUCAGAUGUCAGCAAAGAAUAAUAGAGUUAGCCCAAACAAAGUUCAUUGACUCCAACCUGAUGGUACCGGUCCCGCAGGACGUGCAGCUCGCAUCGGAAUACUCCAACACAGACUUGUGUAAAAAUGUUUAUUGUUGUUAAAUUUUGCCUAACUAAAAUGCUAUAAUAUAAA